Molecule: messenger RNA, 618 nt
Organism: Peniophora sp. CBMAI 1063
Lineage: Eukaryota; Fungi; Basidiomycota; Agaricomycetes; Russulales; Peniophoraceae
Source: the annotation of a GenBank genome assembly
AUGUCCGCCAUCGCUACUAUCCCUAACGGUUCUAUAACCUGUACCAUGGAGCGCGAACGCUUUCACUACUACAUUGGCUGUCUCCUCGUCGCGUGCAGCAACGUCGGUAUCGCGGCGUUCGACAUCGACAGCGUCCCUUGCCCCGACGAACUCGCGCCGUUCUACCAACGCGUGCGCCGUGGCACCGCGGACAACGACAUGGCCGUCCACGUUAUAUUCCUGGGUACCUGCGUCGGCGUUACGACCUCUGUCAAUGUGAGCGACAACGCUGUCAUCGGCGAGACCGAAUCCUAUCGCCUUCGCGUGAAGCGCCCUCGCGCCGUACGGGCCUGGUCCUUGUGGCGGUUCUGGAUCCGGACGAUUGUGAGGCUGGCCUUCGAGCGCCCCGAUCUCAGCGAGCACGCUGCUCUCGUUCGGGCUGCUCGCGUGAGGCUUCCCAACUCGAAGGAUAUUUGUUCCCUGGUGCCGCUGGAGUGGCCGCCGCCGUCGCAGCCGCCGUCGCCGUCGCCGUCGCCGUCGCCGCUACCGCUUAACCCUGAUCUUGUCAUCGUCGAGUCGGAUUCGGGCGAGGAGUCGGAGGACGAGGUGGAGGCCUAUUUGCUCGAGGCUGAUGAUUAA